This is a messenger RNA of Jatropha curcas, 2515 nucleotides long. RefSeq names its product RNI-like superfamily protein. Gene Ontology annotation, biological process: SCF-dependent proteasomal ubiquitin-dependent protein catabolic process. Gene Ontology annotation, cellular component: SCF ubiquitin ligase complex. Gene Ontology annotation, molecular function: protein binding. The record is from RefSeq and is a predicted model, not a curated record. NCBI's taxonomy places the organism in Eukaryota, Viridiplantae, Streptophyta, Magnoliopsida, Malpighiales, Euphorbiaceae.
UGCAGCUUGUGAGUCAAUAAUCACAGUAGAUAACAUAACAUGUACCAGCAAACAGUCUCCAAAUUCAAAUUUCAGAUAAAAACAAAAAGCGCCAUUCCCAUAUAUUAGUAAUACAUUCUAAAUGCAAAAUUGUUCAAAGUCAGGCUUCACCUGUCACCUAUCACACCUCACUCAAAUCCCAAAACCAGAAAGUCCAUACUUUGUAGAGAGAGACAGAGAGAACCCCAUAGAUAUAUUACAAGAGAUACAAUAAGCAAAUAUACAGAGAUGGGGAGAGAAAGAGGAAGCAUCCAGUAUCUGCUUAUCCGGUUUUGAAGGAAACAGAGAGUUUACAGAGGAAAAAUCAAAUACUGAUCUUUAAUGCAGAAAUGCAAAGCCUUCAGUAGUCAAAACUGAGAGAGAGAGAGAGAGUCAGAAGCCAAGGAGUAGCUGAGAAAAAUCUGUAGAGAGAGGAACAGAGGAUGGAUGUCGUCCGUGUGCAAAAGAAGCAGAGGUAAACCUGAGUAGCAGCAUUAGCACCAGCACCGGCGCCUUAACAUUGCGAUGUCGUUUUCAUCAGAGAAGCCAACCACAGACCUUAACCCGCCGUUGAAGAAGAAGAGGUCACCAAGCUGGUCAGACCUGUGGCUCAAGAAUACUAAACCUUUAAAACACGUAGUCUUUGCUAUGCAACUCCAGUCUCUCUCCGGUCCUCCUACCCCCACGAAAGAUUCCAAAACCAAAGCCGAAAACCUAAUCCGCAAUUUCGCCAAAAUCGACCGUACACUUCUCUUAAGUGACGAGCUUCUCCUUAAAAUCCUCUCCAAACUACCCGAUUCGCAGAGAAACCCUAACUUCCUUGUUUGCAAGCGGUGGCUUAAUCUCCAAGGCCGCCUCGUGCGGUCCUUGAAGGUGUUGGAUUGGGAGUUCAUUGAAUCCGGUCGAUUAAUUGCGAGAUUCCCAAAUCUUACGCAUGUGGAUUUGAUAAAUGGUUGUAUUAUUACCCCUCAUAAUUCUAGUAUUUGGUUAAACCACUGUAUCCUUUACAUGCAUAUCAAUUCUGAGAUUUCUGGUUUUUUUCCAAGUUGGCGAAUUUGUGAGGAGAAUUUAUUGCCUGUAGAGAUAGUUGACAGAGGGCUAAAAGCAUUGGCCAGUGCUUGCCCAAAUCUGCGUAAGCUUGUAGUGGUUGGUGCUAGUGAGUUAGGUUUGUUGAGCGUAGCUGAGGAGUGUUUAACUUUGCAAGAUUUGGAGUUACACAAGUGCAAUGACAAUGUCUUGCGUGGGAUUGCAGCAUGUGAGAAUUUGCAGAUCUUGAAACUUGUAGGAAACGUGAAUGGCCUUUAUACCUCUUUGGUUUCAGAUAUUGGGUUGACCAUUUUGGCUCAAGGGUGCAAGAGAUUAGUGAAGCUUGAGCUUAGUGGAUGUGAGGGUAGUUUUGAUGGGGUUAAGGCAAUUGGACAGUGUUGCCAAAUGCUUGAAGAAUUGACCCUCUGUGAUCAUAGGAUGGAUGAUGGGUGGUUGGGUGCACUUUCUUAUUGUGAAAAUUUGAAAACUUUGAGGUUUCUUUCAUGUAAGAAGAUUGAUAUUAGUCCAGGGCCAGAUGAAUAUUUGGGUUCGUGCCCCGCCCUUGAGAGGUUGCUGUUACAGAAGUGUCAAUUGAGGGAUAAAAAGAGCAUUAGAGCCAUGUUUAAGGUUUGUCAAGCUGUUAGGGAAAUCGUAGUUCAGGAUUGCUGGGGUUUGGACAAUAACAUAUUCAGCUCUGCAAGUGUUUGCAGGAGGGUAAAGUUACUAUCUUUAGAAGGAUGCUCCUUGCUAACAACACAAGGCCUGGAAACUGUACUUCUUAGCUUUAAGGAGCUUCAACAUCUUAGAGUACAGUCCUGCAAACACAUAAAGGAUUGUGAAGUCUCUCCUGCUCUUUCAACCUUGUUCUCUGUUAUGAAAGAGUUGAAAUGGAGGCCAGAUACCAAAUCUCUUCUAGCAUCCAGUCUUGCAGGGACUGGUGUGGGAAAGAAAGGUGGUAAAUUUUUCAAGAAGUCACAAACCCUGAAGUUGCUAUCUGAUAAUUAGCAUCUGCAAUGUGGCCAUACGCGGAUGAUCCGCAUGAACAAUGUAAAUCCUGUACUUUGACAUAGGGAUCAUCCUGUUGUCAAAAUUAGCUGGCCAGAAUGAUCUUACAACGAUCAUUCUUCUUUUAAUCUUCAUUUGAGAGAAGUAAGCUGACAGAUAAAGGAUGGCGGAAGUUUCAGAACCUGUGCUGCCCUUUCAGUGCACAUUAUGUGCCCUGUCCAACAUAAUGACAAAUUGUUCAGGUAAAAACAUGUUUUUGACAUGUUAUAUCUGCCACUGGUAUUCUGAUAUUGUAGUUUGUAACUAAACCCAGAUAACUAAUUAGGUUAUUCCUGGUCUCAAAGUAUAAUAGCAUUAGAUCUAUGGAACAUCUUGUUGAUUCAUAGCACACUUUCAAGUUUCAGCAAGCACAAUGAAUGUACUAUUGAAUACUUUAUAGACUAUGCAUAAUCUUUCAUUUCUGAAA